Messenger RNA from Uloborus diversus, 3486 nucleotides. Its product is annotated as serine/threonine-protein kinase DCLK1-like. Gene Ontology annotation, molecular function: protein kinase activity; ATP binding. NCBI's taxonomy places the organism in Eukaryota, Metazoa, Arthropoda, Arachnida, Araneae, Uloboridae. Gene Ontology annotation, biological process: intracellular signal transduction; protein phosphorylation. The record is from RefSeq and is a predicted model, not a curated record.
CAUCGAUGUUCUCUCAUGUGUAAUUUUGAAGCUGUAUUUUUUUUUUUUUUCUGAAUUUGUACGCUAGUUCGUUGAUGCAAGAAUGCCGGUUGUAAACUUAAACGUGCAAGUGUGUGUUUUGCAUUAGAAUAUAAUUGUGGAAUAUGGCGACAAACUUUGAAUGCAAUGAUUCUUUCUCUUCUGGUGCUGAUCUUGAUACCGCAAAUUCUGAUGAGAAGAAGGAUGAGAACUUCCGUACUACUCGUAACGGAAGAUCUAGUCCUUCUCAUAGUGCUCAAGGUCUGAUGCGAACAAGUUUGAAAAAAUUGAUUCAAGAGAAAAAAGCAAAGAAGUUUAGAUUUUUCAGAAAUGGAGAUCGGUUUUUUAAAGGACUUCUUUAUGUAUUAUCGGUUGAACGCAUUCGUUCUUUCGACGCACUUUUGGAAGAUCUCACAAGGGUUCUUGUUGAUAAAGUAAAUUUGCCAAAAGGAGUCCGUUAUAUAUUUAGUGUAGAUGGAAAGGAAAAGAUUUUAUCAAUUGACCAAUUAAACGAAGGUGGCAGUUAUGUAUGUUCUUCAACAGAUCAUUUUAUAAAAUUAGACUAUUUGAAGAAUGAAAAACCUCAUUGGAGUGUAACAAAAAAACUUGACGAUAGCUUAACAAAUAAAUUGGAAACUGACUCUUCGAGUAGAGAAUCCAGAGAUUUCAUUCGGCCAAAAUUAAUCACUAUAAUUAGGAAUGGUGUAAAACCGAGGAAAGCUGUUCGAAUGCUUUUAAAUAAAAAAAACGCACAUUCCUUUGACCAAGUUUUGAAUGACAUUACUAAUGCGAUAAAGCUGGACACUGGCGCUGUUCGAAAGGUUUUUACACUUAAUGGAAAACAGGUAAUGAGCUUGGUUGACUUCUUUUCUGAGGAAGACAUCUUCAUAGCUUAUGGCCCAGAAAAAUAUUAUCACGAUGAUUUCGAUCUAGAUAUAGAAGAAUCAAAAUAUCUGAAUCAUGGCAUGAAAUAUGCCCGCUUUCAGAGUUAUAAGCGAAGUUCAGGUAUGCUGAGCAUGCAGUCGCCUAUAUCAAGAAGGCGUGUUUCUUCUCCUUUUGCCCUUAAUGAAGAGUCUCUUUCCAACAGUAGUCGAAGUUCAUUUUCAUCGUCGCCGUUAUUCCCGCAUUGUGUGAGUAGUACUCCGAUCCAGAAAAGGCAUCAGUUUCAAAAUGGCCAUAGUGAUAUGUCAAAAAUACCUUCCGAGAUAACAAAGAAAUAUGAUAUUGGAAAAAUAAUUGGGGAUGGAAAUUUUGCUGUUGUUCAUGAAUGCACAAAUAAACUCUCAGGAACAGAAUAUGCUUUAAAAGUUAUUGAUAAAAACAAAUGCAAAGGAAAAGAACACAUGAUUGCAAGUGAAGUAGCUAUACUUAGACGUGUGAAGCAUGUUAAUAUUGUCCAGUUGGUUGAAGAGUUUGAUUUUGAAAAUGAUCUUUAUCUUGUCAUGGAAUUGGUCAAAGGUGGAGAUCUUUUUGAUGCAAUUGCUUCUGCUACAAAAUAUACUGAAAAGGAUGCCAGUUUAAUGGUUCAUAAUUUGGGUAGUGCUCUGUUCUACUUACAUUCCCUUAAUAUUGUGCACAGAGAUAUUAAACCAGAAAAUCUUUUGGUGGUGGAACAUGAAAAUGGAACUCGGUCUAUCAAAUUGGGAGAUUUUGGUUUAGCAGUAGAAGCAACAAAACUUUUAUAUACUGUGUGUGGAACACCAACAUAUGUAGCUCCAGAAAUUUUAGCUGAAACUGGGUAUGGUUUAAAGGUUGAUGUAUGGGCUGCUGGUGUUAUCACAUAUAUUUUACUUUGUGGAUUUCCGCCAUUUGUAAGUCAAACAAAUGAUCAAGUGGAGUUGUUUGACCAAAUACUUGCAGGAGAAUAUGAAUUCACAAAACCUUUCUGGGAUGAUGUUUCGGACUCAGCCAAGGAACUGAUAACAAUGAUGCUUCAAGUUGAUCCACAAGAUCGUUAUAGUGCUGCUGACAUUUUAGAACAUCCUUGGGUUCGAGCUGACAUUGCUCCUGAUACUGAUAGGCAAACUGCUGUCUCAAGAGAAAUCACAAUGCACUUUGAUCAUAAACCUAAAUCUUCCUUGAAGUCUGCUGGUAUUGCUCUUAUUGCUGAAACUGCACUUGACAAAAAACCUAUUUUGCGUUGACUUUUGUGUAUGUUCCAAGAUUUUACAGAUAUUGGUUUCAUUUAGAGUGAUUUUUUAUUACAUUAUAGAAUCAAUAAUAGAACUUUAAUGGUGCUAUGUACACACAAGAGCAACAGUUGUAUUUGUGAUUUAUAGUAGUGUUAAAAUUUUCAAUAAAUGUUUUGGUGAGUUUUAUAUUUUUAUACAUUAGUUUCGACAGAUUUAAGGAAUUAUGAAGUGGAGCAAUAUAUUAAACUUGUUACACAAUUUCAAUUUCCAAUCAUUCCCUCUCCGUUUAGUGAUUUUGAUACCUUUUUACAACCAUUUAAUGUGGUGUUUAUGCCUUGAUGUUAGCAUGAAUUAUGCCUUGUGGUUAGUUUCAAGAUUUGACUGCUUGAAAUAAUAUGGUACAAAUGAACUCUAAUAUUAAUAUAAAUUUGAAGCAAUAAUUGCCUUAAAUACACAAUGUAACUAAAUAUAAUGCAUUUGUAUAUUUAAUUAGAAUGUACUAAAAAAAAAUUUGGUACCCAUUCUUGAAAUGUUAAUAUUUAGGCAGCUACCUCAAAAUAUCGCUUAGCCAUACCACUAUAAAACUACUCUUGUGUUUUUCAUGCGGUAUAGAAUUUCUGUUCCCUACUGAAGUUGAAUGUUUAUUCAAUUAUUGUGCUCUAGUAAUUGAAAAAAAAUAGGAAAAAUGUGUAUAUAUAUUUUUGUAUGUCAUACUUUUAAUAUAUUUAUUAAUGUAGUAUGUUAAAAAUUUAUUUCAAUAAAAUAAACCAUUUUCUGACAUAAAAAUUAAGAGUUUCUAUGAAUGGGGGGGGGAGCAUUUGUACAUAAAUUCGAUAUAUGUGACCUACUAAACCUUUUUGUGCCACUAAUUUAUCCAAUGCAUGUUUUUUUCUGUAAAAUUGUUCCUUUCUUUUAUUUUUUUACAUUGAAAUCCAGUUAAUUCCAUCAUAUAAUCUUAAAUAAAUCAUUAAUCUAUUUUAUGUACAUAAUUUUUGACUUUUUUAAAGAAUGAUUUAUCUGUUCAAAAUUGAAAACAUGAGUCCCAGACAUUCUUUAGUUUUAUAGAAUAAUUAAUAAUAUAAUUACACAAAUAAAAUUAUUGUAAAAUAUUUUUAAAUCAAUGUUAGACUGAAUGAAUGUGUCACAUGACAGUAUGUUCCAAGAUGUAUGACCUAAAAAUUUCUGUAAUGAAAAAUAUUGUAUUUAACUAAUAUGCACUUGUUAUUAUGAAUCAGAUAAUGUGAGAAAAAGCUAACUUGAAAGUAUUUUUUGAAUAUUUAGUUUUUAUAAGUUAAUAUUUCAUGUUGUAGUUUGUAUUCAUAGAAUAAAUUGAUAU